CACCGGUCCAUCCGCUCCCCCGCGGGCUGCAGGCAUCGUGCGAAUCGGGUUCGCCUCCCCCCGUGGGGCAACCGGACGGCGGAGGGACCCCCUAACCCAUCGCGGCAGCCGGCAGAUCCUCGCCUCCCCGCCGCCCGCGGGUGCUGCCUGCAGGCAAGGCGCGCGGGGCGGCGCGGGAUCCGGAGGAUCCGCUUGCCAGGGGCGCGCGGCCUGACCCACUUUCCCGCGAGGAUGAAAUGGAGCACAGCCAUCUGCUGGACUCUCAUUCUGCUGCUUGCCGUCUUCUUCGAAGGCAUCGGUUGCAAAGGAGGGCGUGGCGGAGCUCGAGGGGCAGCCAGGGGUAGCGCCCGUGGCAGCACGCGGCGGUCAAAAUCUUCAACCCGCUACAGCUCAGGACUACGGGUGGCAGCUGCGGCGGCGGCAGGUGGCGCGGCUGCAGGAGCGGCCUCGGCCAUGGCUGCUGGCAGGAUGAGGUCCGCUGGCGAGGGCGGCCCGGAAUAUGCAGAGGCACAGUCUGGCAACAGCACCGGCGAGGGCAGUUACAACUAUCGGGCGUGGACCUCGGGUGCUGAAUCCUGGCACCUUUCAUAUCUGCCUGCCUGCCUGCUGUGCGUGGCCAGAUUCUUUACCCUCUAAGGGGGGGGGGCACUGCCUGCAAGGGGCCUUUACUCUGUCCUCCCCAACCUUUCCCCAAUGUUCUCCAGUUUUGCUGUGGAGCAACUGCUCUAGGUUGUCCCUUUCCCUGAUUUGGGCCCGAACAUGGAUGUUUCCUUUAAGGAAUGCUGGAAUUACAAUGGGGGGGUUGGGUGUGCUGUUUGCCAAAAGGUGCUGUAUUCGGGUUAUCUGAAUCUUAGUUUCCUUGCACAAGGUAUCAAAUCGUGUUCCCAGCCCUUUUAUGGUGCCCAGUCUCUCGGGAGUGAUAGAUCCCUGUGGGAGCCAUGUCACUCAGCAGACCAGCACCACGUUUAAAGCCAUAUCAGUUGCUGUUGUCACCCGGGUUUAGCCAAAUUCCUGCCCUGUGCCUGAUUCCGAAGGUGCUCAAAAGAUUUCCAGAUUCCUCCUGUUACUGCCAGAUUUCCCAGGAGGGGUUUUCUAAGCAUGGUGCUUUACUGUGAUGCAGGAAGGAACAGUGCCCUCUCCUUGCAAGGGCGAUCGAUUACCUCCCAACCCCAUGGGCCCUUCAAACAGAUGGGAGUUAUUUCUUGUGCUAACUUACUGUGACCACCAUUGAGUUGCACAGGCUCUGUUAAAGUACUAGGAAUGGUCGAAGUAAGAAGGUGUCAUUGUAAGAAAGAAAGAAAAAAGGUGCAAAAGAUAAGGUAAAGGUAAAGGGACCCCUGGCCAUUAGGUCCAGUCGUGGC
Podarcis muralis (Common wall lizard) is the source of this 1361-nucleotide messenger RNA. Lineage: Eukaryota; Metazoa; Chordata; Lepidosauria; Squamata; Lacertidae. The record is from RefSeq and is a predicted model, not a curated record.